Messenger RNA from Pelecanus crispus (Dalmatian pelican), 606 nucleotides. The record is from RefSeq and is a predicted model, not a curated record. Lineage: Eukaryota; Metazoa; Chordata; Aves; Pelecaniformes; Pelecanidae.
AAAUUAGAGAUUACCUGCAUCUUUGAAGGCUUUUGAAUUUGCUCGUCUGUUGUUAAUUUAAAAAAAUUAUUUCUUUUUUAUGUUCUGGAAAUCUUUCUCCCAGGCAUGUGAUGCAUGGCAGAAAGAGGCUCAAGAAGCAAAAGAACGUGCUAACAUCGCAGAUGCGGACAAACAACUCGCUCUUCAGAAGAAGGAGGAAGUGGAAAAUAAAUUAAAAAAGCUGAAGGCACAAUUAGCUGCUUGUCUAUCUACUGCAUUACCUUAUAUGAAAAACUAUGGAGAUAUAGAAAAAAUUUCCUUGCCAAAGCUUCGUUCCUUACAAAAUCGGCUGCACUUAGAUUUAGAAACAAUAGAUGAGGUGAUAUUUCAGCUUCAGUCAAAGAAGUGUAUCGUAUGUCAGGAAGGUGAUCGUAGCAUUAUCCUGAAUCCAUGUCAACAUUAUGUACUUUGUGAUCACUGUGCAGCUGCACAAGAAGAAUGUCCCUGCUGCAAGAAAAAAAAAAAUCUGUGGUAACAUGCAGGCAUAGUACUCAUAUCACAUUCAUGAAUUAAAUAAUUUUAUGGGUUUGUAUUUUGUAUAAGAAUUAUAUCACUCAUAAUUAAUCC